Molecule: messenger RNA, 6974 nt
Organism: Gorilla gorilla gorilla (western lowland gorilla)
Lineage: Eukaryota; Metazoa; Chordata; Mammalia; Primates; Hominidae
Gene: GRIK1
Product: glutamate ionotropic receptor kainate type subunit 1
Exons: 17
Coding region: 1117-3873 (918 amino acids)
Biological process (GO): monoatomic ion transport
Cellular component (GO): membrane
Molecular function (GO): signaling receptor activity; ligand-gated monoatomic ion channel activity
Source: RefSeq, a predicted model, not a curated record
AGAAAUGAAGAAAAGUAGCGACGCUGGAGGCUGCUUCUAUCUCAGUGGCACGUGUAAAUGGAAGCAAUUUGCAAGAGAUUAUCUUGGGUCAAAAUAGGAAUGAAGCCACUAUAAUCUUGGAGUACUGAAGCUUUCUCAUUCCUCUCCCCCUUCCCCUGUUCAUCAUCCUCGUCAGAGUUAAAACAGGAGCCCCGGUAUUUUCCAAAAUAUUGGAGGUGAUUUUCCAUUAAAUGAUGGGACGAGUCAUAGCUGGCUGUCUAUAAGACCCCCUAACAGGUGCACAGGGACAUUACCAAGAAGGCUUCCUUGCCACUCACAGCGGACAGCAGAGGCUUUCCCUGCUCGGACCAGUAGUUUAGAUUUGAUCUGUCUUGAGAAUGCAACACUCGAUCGACUUCCCAGGAGCAGAGCGCAAAGUUGAGGGAGAGAAAAAGAGCGUGUGUGUGUGUGUGUGUGUGUGUGUGUGUGUGUGUGUGUCUGUGUGUCUGUGUAUGUGUGUGUGCGCGCGCGCGCGAGUAUCUUGAUCAGUGGGGUUGGGGCGGGCAGUAAAUAAAGGGUGGGGCCAGCGAGCGGAGGAGGAAAGCAAAGAUUCAGAGAAGCCAGAACGUGGCUCCGCUCUCAGUUAACCUGCUGGAGCUCAUUAGGCUUGCUCAGAGCCCCUGCACCAACUCACCCUGUACCCUCUCUCCUUCUUCGUUAGUCUUCUUUCCCCCUUUUCCCUCCUCUGUCUGUGCCUACCCCCCCACUUUUGCAUCUGACCAAAGGACGAACGAGGGAGACGUUCCUGCAGAUCGGGGCAGCAACUUUCCUCGGCUGGUCUCUGGGCUCCGGGAGCCAGAGAGCGCUGAUCCUCCGCGGUCUGCGGCCCAUGGAAGAGGAGGAGGAGGAGCCGUGAUGGGCUAGCGACAGCACUGAGGAGCCCCGAGCGAGCUCAGCCUUGCCAGCCAGCUCCGCGGUCCCACGCGGGUUCCCUCGAGCUCGCUCCGUGGGGAGCGCGCAGCGUGCUUGGAACCAGAGCAUCCAGAGAGGAUGAGGCGGGGACCCGGCCCAAGUUGGGUGCAUCUCUCGGGCGUCCGGCAGCGGCUGUAUCUCGGCAUGAAUUAAGAAGCUAGGAAGAUGGAGCACUGCACACUCCUCGCCCAGCCCGGGCUCUGGACCAGGGACACCAGCUGGGCACUCCUCUAUUUCCUCUGCUAUAUCCUCCCUCAGACCGCCCCGCAAGUACUCAGGAUCGGAGGGAUUUUUGAAACAGUGGAAAAUGAGCCUGUUAAUGUUGAAGAAUUAGCUUUCAAGUUUGCAGUCACCAGCAUUAACAGAAACCGAACCCUGAUGCCUAACACCACAUUAACCUAUGACAUCCAGAGAAUUAACCUUUUUGAUAGUUUUGAAGCCUCGCGGAGAGCAUGUGACCAGCUGGCUCUUGGCGUGGCUGCUCUCUUUGGCCCUUCCCAUAGCUCCUCCGUCAGUGCUGUGCAGUCUAUUUGCAAUGCUCUCGAAGUUCCACACAUACAGACCCGCUGGAAACACCCCUCGGUGGACAACAAAGAUUUGUUUUACAUCAACCUUUACCCAGAUUAUGCAGCUAUCAGCAGGGCGAUCCUGGAUCUGGUCCUCUAUUACAACUGGAAAACAGUGACCGUGGUGUAUGAAGACAGCACAGGUCUAAUUCGUCUACAAGAGCUCAUCAAAGCUCCCUCCAGAUAUAAUAUUAAAAUCAAAAUCCGCCAGCUGCCCUCUGGGAAUAAAGAUGCCAAGCCUUUACUCAAGGAGAUGAAGAAAGGCAAGGAGUUCUAUGUGAUAUUUGAUUGUUCACAUGAAACAGCCGCUGAAAUCCUUAAGCAGAUUCUGUUCAUGGGCAUGAUGACCGAGUACUAUCACUACUUUUUCACAACCCUGGACUUAUUUGCUUUGGAUCUGGAACUCUAUAGGUACAGCGGCGUAAACAUGACCGGGUUUCGGCUGCUUAACAUUGACAACCCUCACGUGUCAUCCAUCAUUGAGAAGUGGUCCAUGGAGAGACUGCAGGCCCCACCCAGGCCCGAGACUGGCCUUUUGGAUGGCAUGAUGACAACUGAAGCGGCUCUGAUGUAUGAUGCUGUGUACAUGGUGGCCAUUGCCUCGCACCGGGCAUCCCAGCUGACCGUCAGCUCCCUGCAGUGCCAUAGACAUAAGCCAUGGCGCCUCGGACCCAGAUUUAUGAACCUGAUCAAAGAGGCCCGGUGGGAUGGCUUGACUGGGCAUAUCACCUUUAAUAAAACCAAUGGCUUGAGGAAGGAUUUUGAUCUGGACAUUAUUAGUCUCAAAGAGGAAGGAACUGAAAAGGCUGCUGGCGAAGUGUCUAAACACUUGUAUAAAGUGUGGAAGAAGAUUGGGAUUUGGAAUUCCAACAGUGGGCUUAACAUGACGGACAGCAACAAAGACAAGUCCAGCAAUAUCACUGAUUCACUGGCCAACAGAACACUCAUUGUCACCACCAUUCUGGAAGAACCCUAUGUUAUGUACAGGAAAUCGGAUAAGCCUCUAUAUGGAAAUGACAGAUUUGAAGGAUAUUGCCUGGACCUGUUGAAAGAAUUGUCAAACAUCCUGGGUUUCAUUUAUGAUGUUAAACUAGUUCCCGAUGGCAAAUAUGGGGCCCAGAAUGACAAAGGGGAGUGGAACGGGAUGGUUAAAGAACUCAUAGAUCACAGGGCUGACCUGGCAGUGGCUCCUCUUACCAUCACCUACGUGCGGGAGAAAGUCAUUGACUUCUCCAAACCCUUCAUGACCCUAGGCAUCAGCAUUCUCUACCGGAAGCCCAAUGGUACCAAUCCAGGCGUUUUCUCCUUCCUCAACCCCCUGUCUCCAGAUAUUUGGAUGUAUGUGCUCUUAGCCUGCUUGGGAGUCAGCUGUGUACUCUUUGUGAUUGCAAGGUUUACACCCUACGAGUGGUAUAACCCCCACCCAUGCAACCCUGACUCAGACGUGGUGGAAAACAAUUUUACUUUACUAAAUAGUUUCUGGUUUGGAGUUGGAGCUCUCAUGCAGCAAGGAUCAGAGCUGAUGCCCAAAGCUCUAUCGACCAGAAUAGUUGGAGGGAUAUGGUGGUUUUUCACCCUAAUCAUCAUUUCAUCCUACACGGCCAAUCUGGCUGCCUUCUUGACAGUAGAGAGAAUGGAAUCCCCCAUAGAUUCGGCAGAUGAUCUGGCAAAGCAAACCAAGAUAGAAUAUGGGGCGGUUAGAGAUGGAUCGACAAUGACCUUCUUCAAGAAAUCAAAAAUCUCCACCUAUGAGAAGAUGUGGGCUUUCAUGAGCAGCAGGCAGCAGACCGCCCUGGUAAGAAACAGUGAUGAGGGGAUCCAGAGAGUGCUCACCACAGACUACGCGCUGCUGAUGGAGUCCACCAGCAUUGAGUAUGUGACGCAGAGAAACUGCAACCUCACUCAGAUCGGGGGCCUCAUUGACUCCAAAGGUUAUGGAGUGGGAACACCUAUUGGUUCUCCUUACCGGGAUAAAAUUACCAUUGCUAUUCUUCAACUCCAAGAAGAAGGGAAGCUGCAUAUGAUGAAAGAGAAGUGGUGGCGUGGGAAUGGCUGCCCCGAGGAAGACAACAAAGAAGCCAGUGCCCUGGGAGUGGAAAAUAUUGGAGGCAUCUUCAUUGUUCUGGCUGCCGGACUGGUCCUUUCUGUAUUUGUAGCUAUUGGAGAAUUCAUAUACAAAUCACGGAAGAAUAAUGAUAUUGAACAGGCUUUUUGUUUCUUUUAUGGACUGCAAUGUAAGCAAACCCAUCCAACCAACUCCACUUCUGGAACCACUUUAUCUACGGAUUUAGAAUGUGGUAAAUUAAUUCGAGAGGAGAGAGGGAUUCGAAAACAGUCCUCAGUUCAUACUGUGUAAUCAGUUUAAAAAAAAAAAAGUGUGCCCAGUAGAAAAUGUUUUUGCUAAUUGGUGUUGUUGAUAUUUGUAUUUGCUAAGCAUAAAUAGCCACAAUUCUCUAUUCCUUUAGGAUAGCAAAACUCAUGUAUUCUAGACAUUGAAAUGAAUACACUGGAAAGAGACUUGCACUGUAUGUUGAAGCAGGGGCAUAUUAGGGGUAUAAAGACUUCUAGAAAUGUGUAUUUACAGGAAUCUUCUCUGUCCCACUCAUCAUCUUAGUUCUAUCUUCAUGCAUUAAAAAUAAGUAACUCUUCCUUCAUGAAAAAGGAGAUGCAGACUUUCAACAGGGCAAAGCAUGGAAACAAGAUGCUAAUUCUAUGGACUUCUUUUCAUCUUUGUGAACUUUGUUCCCUCCUCUUUUCUUCUCCCUGUCUCAUAUAUUGUGUAGAUCUGCAUAUUUUCAAACUACCCAAAACCCUUACCUUUUCAACAGUACACACAUAACUCCAUAACAAUGUUAAUUUUUAAUUGAAAUUGAUUCCACGAUUUAAAAUGUAUUAUUUACACAAAGACUCAAAAGUGUCUUAGCAUUUAAAGAUUUAAAAACCAUGAUCCACAGAAAGAAAACUAAACUUGAAACCUCUGGUGUCACAGAAGAGCACUAGCUAUGUUGAACAUCACUCAUGGAAACAACACAGUCAAGAAUAAUUCCUGGGCAGAAAUUCAUUAACCUCAAACUCUUAAAUAACAUUUACUUGUAGAAUUUAACAGUCUUCUGUAGGUUCUGAGUCUCUAAGGAAUGGUGAUAUUUUUCAAGCUAUAUAGUACUUCUUUGAAGAUCCCAGCAAAGUCCUAAGCUAUGUACUAAUUCAUUUCUAUUUACCACUCACUUUGCAUUGAUGAACAUCUUUCUACGAGAUGUUAUUCCACUUCCUUCCCACUUACCCUAGAUAGAGGGGUUGUUCUUGGAACAAUCUUUUCUGAACAUCACCAUUUUCACAGUUAUUUCUUUGGAUCCAUCAUUAUUAUUAAUUCAUUUAAAGUAUUCUGGGGAAACGGGCAAGAAGGAAAAAAUAAAGGAAAGAAUGUCCAUACACAUUAGUUACAGAUCUCUGUAGAUUCAUUUUCCAUCUGCAUUCAAAGUGCUAUAAAUAAUUCCCAUGCUAACUCAACCAGGUGACAUAAAAAACCUCUUGCACAUUUAAUUUGUUGUGACAGAGAAUAUCUGAUGAUUCCUCACUAGUGAAUAAGAGAGUUGAAGGUGUGUUUCAUCUUUUCUAAAUAUGGGAUCAGUUGGUCUUUAUUCUUUUCUUAAUGGGAUUAUCUUUUGACAUAUCAAGAAAUCCCCUAAAGCACAUUCCUUGAAGUAGAGAUAUGCCAUCUGUGCAAUCAUACAGCAUUUUACCUUCUCUUUGCUUAGCUUUAAAUGGCUCCCAGUUUUGGAAGCCACAGGCUUCUCCAAUCAACUGUAUAUUUCUCUAGUAAAGCAUAUUCAGGAAAGUUGACUAGUUGACUCUUGUCCUGAUUGUUUCUCAGCUUUGCUUCCUUCUUUAAAGAAAUGUACUCUAAAGAAAAUAUCAUAAAUUACACUAACAUUGUUUUAUUAUUAUUAAACUAGAAGCAACAUACUAUUUGUCCCAGGUCAGAGUUCACAUUUUCAUAAUCAAUAGAAUCAGAUGUUGGGGUGAAUAUGACAUUAUUCUUAGUUUCAUAUUUCAUGUAUUCAGUAUAUAGAAACCACAAAUUUCAUAAGUUUACUCUCCCAAAGACAAUUUAAUAAACCAAAAAUGCUACCAAAAGAGUUCAAGUGUGAUUGAUGAAGUAUUGACAAUCAAAAUUAACAAUAACUGACAAAACAACUUUCUGCAGAGACUAUUACUUAAAAGUGUAAUUCAGAGAUUUGGAUAAAGAAAUGAUCUCUUUCAAAAGUUAAUAUUUCUAUACUACUUUAGACUGUAUACUACCUAAUUCUGAUAUUUAUGUAUUAUUUUAUAGUUUUCAAAAUGUUUUCACAUACAUUACAUUUGAUCCUUUCAACAAUUUAAAUUCAGCUUUACUAACAGAGAAGUAGAUAUCCAUCAUUGGCCUGUAGUUAUAGAUUUUAGAAGCUGAGGAAAAUUUUCUAAAACAGCCAAACUUAGAUUCAGGUUCUAGCAGAGCCACACGCUGAAUGACUGCAGGCAAGUUACCAAAUUUCUCAGUCUCAAUUUCUUAAUAUGUAGCAGUGGGACAAAAUUUCUGGAACACAAAGUUUUGUAGGGGUGUUUUUCAAAAUGUGUUCAAUUGGCAAAUGUUUCUCAAAUAGAAUUUUCAUAGUUAAAUAACCCAUAGAGCGUCACUCUAAAUGUUCCUUUACUACAUGCUAUCUCAGUGUGCGUCACAAGUUUUUGCGCAUUGAGAAUUUUCAACAAAGUAGAAAAGUAUUCAGCACUUCUCAAGCCUAUUAGAUUGCAGAUUUUUUUCCCCACAGCAUCUUGACAGACCAGUGUUCCACAGAUCAUCCUCAAGGGAACACAGGUAUGAUCAUGUGAAUCUCAUCCCAUAAUAGUGUACAAAACAUCUUGCAUUGUGCUUGGCACAUAGUAGCCACUCAAUAAAUAAUUAUGUAUUCUUUAGAGUAAAUUUCUAAGCCUCAAUUUUCUUACUUCUAAAAUGAAGGUAAUAUUAUGGACUUUAUACAUUUACUAUGAUAAUUAAAUAAAAUCAUGGCAUAGAAAAUGAAAUAAUUAAUAAAAGUCCUGUUAAUAUAUAUCCGUUAACAACUGUUGGUAUCUUCUGGAGAAACUAAGUGUUGUUCUCUGGUCACAUGGGCAGUAACUAAAAUUUAUCAAGCAUCUUAAAAUGGAAUCUGGUUUAGAAAAUUGGUUUUCUAAUUUAGAGGCUCAAGCUCUAUCUCUAAGAGCAGUUUUUCUUGUACAAGCAUUAUAAAUCAAUGGCAGAGGUCACUGCACUCGGAAGAAGGACCCAAAUUGGUAAUAUGUGAAGAUCUAUAGUAGAAGCUCUGGACCUCGUCUCUAGAAAUUCUAAUUUAAUUAGUUGGGGCAUGACAAUGGUAAUUUUUUCAGAUGCCCAGUUGAUUUUAAUGUGCGGGAAACGCUGAGAACCACUAAGCUAAGGCACAA